GUAAUAAUAUUAUGAUAUCGACUUCAACACACAAUAAACCAUUAUUGAAGACAGAUUUCAAAAAAACUUAAGGUUAAAGACCUUGGACGUUUUACGUGACGAAAAAAUUCUGGGUGCAGUCUUAAGACAGGAAGGUCUGAAAAUUCUUCUACAUGUAAAUCGAUGUGAACUUUUAACAAAUAUAUUUAGAAGGAAGGUCUCUUCACCUGUUCACAGAAUCUGUGACCACCCCAAAAAUAAUAUGCACUCUCCCCACUCCGUAAGGCGAAGCCGUAGUACUGUAUAUAAUAAAAAUGCUUUUUGUAAUAAUUUAUCAAUAUGUAAACUAUUAAAUAUAAUUCUAUUGUUGUCUUAAUAGGUACGUAUUCAAAUUGUAUGUAAAAAAUAUAGAUAAUGAACGAAUCCUGUGCUAAUUGAUUAAUAACUGUCAUAGCUGUAAUAAUUGAUUAAGUCCAGAAAUCAGAUAUAGUAUUUUAACAAGCAGUAACAAGCUAAUAUCUAAGGUGGCUUGUAUAUUAAAACAUCAAGUUUCUGGCUAAUAUUUUAGUGUUUAAUAUCUGGCUUAAAACAAUUCAUAAGAAUAUGACCUCUUAAAUUAUUGAAUUCAAUUUAGUUCAGUUCUAGUUUGAACGUUGAGAAUACAGCAUAAUCGGUGAAACUCUCCAAAUUUUUUUCUUUUUUGAUUUAGUUCAUGUACCCAUUUUCUUUUUUUUCGUCUUGCUUGACUCAAGGCAAGCAGAAGAAGCAAUUCUUCUUUUUCAAAACAACUGCUAGACAUUUUGUAAAAUAAAAUAAAAACAGAAAACGUGAGAUAAAAAAAUGAAAAAUAAAAAACAACACUCUUGGUCGUGGCAAUUUUCACACUAGUACGCUCAAACUUGUCCGCAUUCUGUUUGACUAUCCUAGUCCGCAGCAGACCAGCGGACUAGUUGGACGGACAUGUCCACGCGGACAGUCCGCUUUCUGUUUGACCGAUCCUUAAUCGUAUGCUCCGAGCCGAAAAAACAGUAUAACAGUCGUCCUUUUUUAGGCUACCCAUGUAAUCUUUUUUAAAGUUUCCCUUCUGGUUAUUCUGUGGCUUUAUCAACAGCAAGCAAAAUAUUAUGAUAACAGAUCAUGUAAACAAAUAUUAUUGAGUAAUUAAUCAUCGUAGUUAGUGAAUAAUAAUACCGUUUUUGUCGUUACAUCUCGUUUGUAGCUAUUUUUACUUUUUGCAAUAUAAAAUACAUUUUUAUUUACUUAAAAAUUAUGGUUUUGUAAGUAACAUAUAAUAUUAAAAUAUAUAUGAUUGACAAAUAACAAACGGCGUUUAAUUCCAAAAAAAUGCCUCACAUGCAACACAUUGACGAAUUGAUCCGAGAAUAUUUUUUAUUUCGAGGAUUCACAAAUUCAUUGAAAUGGUUUGAUUAUGAUGUAAAAGCUGACAAAGAUAAAGGAUUUAGAGUUGACAAACUAGUUGAACAAAUAACACAAUUGGUAUAUUCUUAUGACUUAGCCACAAUUAGAGACCUCUGGUCACAUUUUGAAAAUAAACUUUUUUCAAAGCUCGAUCAAGACGUAUCAUCAGCUGUUAAAAAAUUAGAAAACAGUUUGCUCAAAUUUUACGUUGUGCACGCAUUGACUAACAACCGUUCAGACAAAGUCUACGAAUUUUUAACAAAAAUGACUAAUGAUAUUCAUGUGCAAGCUGAAUGGAAAGAUUGGUUUAUGUUGCCAUACUUAAAAAAUAUCGAAGAAAAUCCAUUAUUUGCUGUUUAUUUUACUAAACAGUGGCAAGAUUCAUUUCUAAUAUCUCUGCAUAAUUUUUUAGCCAUUGUUUAUCAAAUCAUUCCACGUCCCAGUUUGUGUCACUAUGAAGACGAUGCAAACAAAAUACGAAGACUUCAAGAUGAAAUUGACGUACUCAAACAAAAACUCACCGAUGGAGUUUCUCAACCAAAAUAUAACACAGUCAGCGGUUCGUUUUCUACUAAACCACCACUCGACAUAAUUGAUGAUUUCUACACAGUUUCUCAGGAAAAUAGCAAUAACACUAAUACUGAUACGUCUAUGAAAUCUUUAAGAACUUUGAUCAGAACCAUCGGAGGAUUACCCACUAGUCCAAUAUUGGGUAAACAGAUAAAUACAAAAAGAAUAUCACAACCAAUUCCUACGACUGCUGAAAUUGGAUUCAAAAAACACGUUGCGACUACCAAUUCAAAACUCUCAACUAGUCUGUCGACUUCUCCUUCUUCAUGUAUUAUGAUGAGGCCUGGAAGCACUAGUGACAGUAGCCGCAGAACCGUAUCAAAACGAUCAAUAUCAUUAGAACGUGACUCUUCACGAAGUAGAGGUCCUCGUGAUACAAGUUUAGACAAUUUAGAUAAAAGACUACAAAAAGUUCCUCCAUUUCUAUUGCUGAGUCAAGAAUCCUUUAAUGAACAUAAAACUAGAAUCACUCAGUGCUGGUUCAACUUAUCGGGCUCAUUAAUAGCUAGCUCAGAUAAUGACGGUUGUUUAAAAAUUUGGACAGCUGCGCCAUCACCUAAGGUAAUUGGUUCGACAAAUCUGAAGAAAAUAGUUUACAGCCUUGACUGGUUUAAGACUAAUGAUCGAUAUUUAUUACUUGGAUGCGAUGAUUGUACAAUUAUAUUGUACGAUGCUAAAGAAAUGAAAAUCUCAUGGGAACUGAAUCCAUUCAAACAAUCAACUAAUUUAAGAAUACAGUGUGUUAAAUGUGGCCCUACAGACUCUACAUUCAUUUGUUCGCUGGUUUCCAAAGAUAACAAUAAAUUACUCUUGUAUGACCUCAAAACCAAAAAAAUUGAAAGACAACUCAUACUGGGUAAUGAUGAUGUGGCCGUCACAUGUUGUGCCUACAACCAUAACGGCCAAUUAUUGUACGCGGGAUGCGCUGAUGGUUCAGUACGAACUGUAGACCUUAGACAUAGUGAAAUUGUUGAUCGCUGGACUCCACACGCAGACCGAUUAAUGUGUUUACAGUUGUCUCCAGAUCAUAAUGAUUGCUAUACCUUAGGAGCGGAUAAAAAAAUAUGCCGUACUAGCAUGAACGGGAAUAAACAAUCGUGUGUAUGGGAAGUGAAUGUCAAAAACGACAGUCUGCUUCAGCCUAAUAAAUGUAUGAGCCAAGCAUUUACUUUAGAUCAAUCUGGUAGCUAUAUGCUAUUAUGUCAUAGUCAACAUAACGGAGGAAACAUUUAUAAGAUAACUAGUACUGGUUUAAGCAUCGUUUUAUCUCUUAAAGAACAUCAAAGUGUUCCUAUUGUUUGUGACUGGUCGUCAUUGAAUCAGUGUGGUACAUGCGUAACCGGUUCAGACGAUGGUACCAUAUGUAUAUCUACGCUUUUAACACCAUAAAAACUAAUAUUUUACAAUAAUUAUUAUUUAUAUUUAUUUAAUUAUUAUUACUAUUGUUACAAGAUUUGUCAUAACAUAAACAAUUUUUUUUUAAAUAGCUAAUAUAUACAUUAUUUAUAUUAUGUAUCAAAAGUGAUUGACAUUUACAUUUUAUAUACAUUUUUACUACAUUUACCAAUCAAUAACCGUAUUUAUCAUUUAAACUUGUACGACCAUCGCCUUUUUGAUCAGAUGGAGGUCUCCAAACCAUUGUUCCAAAAUCUUCUGUCAUAUCUUUUUCAGCAGUCUUGGCAAUAAUCUAUAAUUUCAUAAAAAAAAUAAUAUAACAAUGCAUAAUAUAUGUACAAAAUAAAUAAAUAAAGU
Adelges cooleyi (spruce gall adelgid) is the source of this 3720-nucleotide messenger RNA. RefSeq names its product WD repeat-containing protein 91. The transcript has 14 exons. The record is from RefSeq and is a predicted model, not a curated record. Lineage: Eukaryota; Metazoa; Arthropoda; Insecta; Hemiptera; Adelgidae. Bases 1324 to 3357 code for a protein of 677 amino acids. Gene Ontology annotation, molecular function: phosphatidylinositol 3-kinase regulator activity; protein binding. Gene Ontology annotation, biological process: early endosome to late endosome transport. Gene Ontology annotation, cellular component: late endosome membrane; extrinsic component of endosome membrane; early endosome membrane.